AGAGACGAACAACAAUCAGAGCCGUUAAAGAGACAAGUUAAGGCUAUAAAUAAACAUAACACGGGUACGGGAAUAUCCUUUCUAAAAUGCCAUGCCAACAAUAGUCUCCUGAGGAACUUAAAUAUGGAGCCAAUCCUCCAUAUUCUUGCCACGCCACUCUCAUUUCUCUGCCACCCUUCUUAAGGUGCAUCGAUUCUUUCUACGGCUGUAAAUUUCGUAAGUUUUAGGAGUGAAUUUAGGAAUGGCAAGAGAACAAUUGCAAGUGCUGAAUGCGCUUGAUGUGGCCAAAACACAAUGGUAUCACUUCACUGCGAUUGUUAUUGCUGGAAUGGGUUUCUUCACAGAUGCAUAUGACUUAUUUUGCAUCUCCCUCGUCACUAAAUUGCUUGGCCGCAUAUAUUACCAUGUAGACGAUUACCCCAAGCCUGGAACGCUUCCACCAGGUGUAGCAGCUGCGGUUAAUGGUGUUGCUUUUGUUGGCACCAUUGCCGGCCAGCUGUUUUUUGGAUGGUUAGGAGACAAAAUGGGGAGAAAACGAGUGUAUGGAAUGACACUUAUGAUUAUGGUCAUCUGCUCAAUUGGUUCUGGCCUUUCUUUUAGUAAGAAUCCGAAAGCUGUGAUGGCUACUUUGUGUUUCUUUAGGUUCUGGUUAGGCUUUGGCAUUGGUGGUGAUUAUCCUCUUUCAGCUACAAUCAUGUCGGAAUAUGCUAACAAAAAGACGCGUGGAGCAUUCAUUGCAUCUGUUUUUGCAAUGCAGGGAUUCGGAAUUUUGGCAGGAGGUGUUUUUGCUAUCAUUGUCUCUGCAUCUUUUAAGGCUAGUUUCCCAGCUCCAGCAUAUGAAGAUAAUGCCCUUGGCUCUACUGUUGAUCAAGCAGAUUAUGUUUGGCGAAUCAUUCUGAUGUUUGGUGCAAUUCCUGCCGCCAUGACAUACUAUUGGCGCAUGAAAAUGCCUGAAACGGCAAGGUACACAGCUUUGGUGGCAAAAAAUGCCCAACAGGCGGCUUCUGAUAUGGCUAAAGUGUUGCAUGUUGAGAUAGAAGUGGAACAGGAUAAAGUUGAAAAAACUAAAGAUUUUGGUUUGUUUAGCAGAGAGUUUCUUCGACGCCAUGGGGUUCAUUUGCUUGGGACGACGAGUACAUGGUUCUUGUUGGACAUUGCUUUCUACAGCUCCAAUCUUUUUCAGAAAGACAUUUUCACUGCUGUAGGAUGGCUUCCUCAUGCUGAAACAAUGAACGCAAUCGAAGAGGUUUACAAAAUUGCAAGGGCUCAAACUCUUAUUGCUCUCUGCAGUACUGUUCCUGGUUAUUGGUUUACAGUGGCAUUCAUUGAUAGAAUAGGAAGAUUCAAGAUUCAGUUAAUGGGCUUCUUUUUCAUGACAGUCUUCAUGUUUGCUUUGGCUAUUCCAUACGAUCACUGGACUCAUAGAAAAAACAGGAUUGGAUUCGUUGUGAUGUACUCACUAACGUUUUUCUUCUCAAAUUUCGGUCCAAACGCAACUACAUUUGUUGUUCCAGCUGAGAUCUUCCCUGCAAGGCUUCGUUCUACAUGCCAUGGUAUAUCAGCAGCAUGCGGAAAAGCCGGAGCAAUGGUAGGGGCAUUCGGGUUUUUGUAUGCAGCUCAGAACCAGGACAAAAGCAAAACAGACAAAGGAUAUCCACCAGGUAUUGGGGUGAAGAACUCCCUUAUAGUUCUUGGCGUUGUCAACUUUCUAGGCAUGAUGUUUACGUUCUUAGUGCCCGAAGCAAAUGGAAAAUCAUUGGAGGAAAUGUCUCAAGAAAAUGUCGAAGAAGAGGAGAUGGAGUCGAGGCCAGAGGAUAGUAGGGCAGUCCUAGUUUAAUUAUGCUAUUAUGCAGCUAAACCCUAUGAACCUUUUACUCCAUAUCAUAAGCAAGAUGAAAUACCAAUCUUACAUUUGUGAUACGAUAUUUGUAUAAAAUAAAAAAUAUGUGCACAAGAAAUUUAUCUGCUCAAUUGGGAUGG
Daucus carota subsp. sativus is the source of this 1980-nucleotide messenger RNA. RefSeq names its product inorganic phosphate transporter 1-4. The transcript is spliced from 2 exons. The coding region runs from base 242 to 1837 and encodes 531 amino acids. The record is from RefSeq and is a predicted model, not a curated record. Gene Ontology annotation, biological process: transmembrane transport; phosphate ion transport. Gene Ontology annotation, molecular function: phosphate transmembrane transporter activity. Gene Ontology annotation, cellular component: membrane. NCBI's taxonomy places the organism in Eukaryota, Viridiplantae, Streptophyta, Magnoliopsida, Apiales, Apiaceae.